Molecule: messenger RNA, 1674 nt
Organism: Macrobrachium nipponense
Lineage: Eukaryota; Metazoa; Arthropoda; Malacostraca; Decapoda; Palaemonidae
Product: golgin subfamily A member 6-like protein 24
Exons: 1
Coding region: 1-1674 (557 amino acids)
Source: RefSeq, a predicted model, not a curated record
AUGAAAUCGUUAGCAAAUAAUGUUGUAAAAAAUUUUAUGGCUCUGGUCCUCUCAGUCGGACCAGUGGUUACUAAUGCUUGUAAUCAUAUUGGCAUCCAGUUCGCUGGAUUGUGUUCUGCUAUUAUUAAAAGCGUUUCUCGAACGGAUUUCAAGGAAGAGGCUGUGGCCUCUUUCAGAGACGAGUUGGCACUCAAGGAAAGAGAGAUCACAGAAGCGAAACGAGCUCUCAAGGAAGAAAGCCGAAAAAACAAGAUCCUGCGGUCUGUGAUAGAAAUCCUGAGAGCACGCGCUUCUAAACGAGAAGAAGAGGAUAUGAAACGCCAUCAGACGCAGCAGGAAAGUGAAUCCAAACGUAAAAUAACAGCGUACACCGACCUCGAGAAAGACAUUCAAAUACUAAAGGAGGGACAAGAAGCGCUACAAAAUAAAAUGGAACAACUCGUGAGUCUUAUGAGGCGAGAGGAAGAAAGGCCACUUGACCAGCAGAUUCAUAUUAAUCAGAAUAUGAAGACACCAAAGGGUUGGCCGACCGAGGCUAAACGAGAGAAACAUUGGGAAGAAGAAAAUGUACACCUUCACGAAUUGAUGGCUGAAAGUGAUUCGAGCUACUGUUUACUGGUGAAGAAAGAUUCGCACCGACAUUCAAACGAUUGUGAUUCGUCAUGGUGCGUAGUCUGUGAAUUGGAAGACAGGAUGAAGGUGGACGAAGCCGAAGCGUGGAAUAUGUCUGGGAAGAGGAAGCAUAGGAGGAAAAGGAAGGAACCCAUAGCAUGGAGAUUCAGAGCAAAACGUUGGAAUCUGAAUGAAACCGCUUCUGGCUUAAAAUUCAUCGCCCACAUAGGAAAGGUGAGAAAGGCGCAGAAGAACAAGAGUGAGACGAAGCGCCAUCUGAAUUAUUACGAGGACCAUGCCGAUACGCAGGCUCUGCGUGAGGAGCUCGCCAGGCAAAAUUCAGAGCUUGACUACAUGGAGGACCUGCUUAACAUCGGCAAAAGCAAGUAUCAACGUCUCGAAAAGCGACUGGACUCUCAAAAAGAACAUAACAGAUUACUGCUGGAUGAAAACGCGAAGAUGAGAGGAAACUUGGAAAAGCUAUGCGAAAUCGAGAGAGAACUGAGAAUCCGGCUGGAAGAAGCAAACUGCUCUCUCGAACAAAGGGACAAGGAAAUAGCACAUAUGAAACGUAAAAUGGAUGAGGUAAAUUUGGCGUUUGCAAGCAAGUCCAAAAUUCAUGACGAGCAGGGCAACGCGUUGUUCCAGUGCCAGAGAGGGAAGGCAAAGCUGGAAGAGCAGGUCCAGAGACUCUGCAAGGAAAUUGAGAAAAUGCGGCAAGAAGAACACUCGAGGUUGUGUGAACUCCAGAAGAAAGACAACCAGCUAGAUUUAAUGGAACAGAUGCUGAAGGAGAAGGAAGCUGAACUCAAGAUGAAACUCGACGAAGAUCCGGAAAUAUGGGGACUCGUGGAUUCUCUGGAAGGGCAGCUUCGACGCAUCAAACGGGAGAGAAACCAUCUGGCCGAUCAGUUAGAAAACCUAAUAUUGGUAUGUCGCCAUCAAAAGAUGGGGCUAAUAAAGUACGACAAAGUGAUACGAUUACUGAUGGAUUGGCGGGAAGGCAUCAAACAAGGAUUGCAAGAGAGGGAUUUCGAUAUGGUGAUCGCCAACUAUCAAUAG